AUUCUCCGCUCUCUCAGACUCUCUCUCUCUCUCUCUCUCUCUCCCCCACGAAACCAAACCCCGAAAAGCCCCCAUGGCGGCGGCGGCGGUGACGACGAACGGCGGCGCCGCGCAGGCGUCCAACGCCCCCGCGCCCGGCAGGCUCGCGUCCGUCUACAGCGAGGUGCAGACGAGCCGCCUCAAGCACGCGCUACCCCUCCCCUCGGUGCUCCGCUCCCCCUUCGCCCUCGCCGACGGCCCCGCCAGCUCCGCGGCCGGCAACCCCGGUGAGAUCGCGAAGCUGUUCCCCAACCUGUUCGGCCAGCCGUCGGUGUCACUGGUGCCUUCGCCGGAGCCGGCCUCCACCAGGCCCCUCAAGGUCGGGGUCGUGCUCUCCGGCGGUCAGGCGCCCGGCGGCCACAAUGUGAUCUGCGGCAUCUUCGAUUACCUGCAGGAGCGUGCAAAAGGAAGCAUCAUGUAUGGAUUCAAGGGGGGUCCAGCAGGAGUCAUGAAGUGCAAGUACGUCGAGCUGACUGCCGAUUAUGUCUACCCCUACAGAAACCAGGGUGGAUUUGAUAUGAUCUGCAGUGGAAGGGACAAGAUUGAAACACCAGAGCAGUUUAAGCAAGCUGAAGACACCGUAAACAAACUUGAUUUGGAUGGGCUUGUUGUCAUUGGUGGUGAUGAUUCAAACACAAACGCAUGCCUCCUCGCUGAGUACUUCAGGGGAAAGAACAUGAAAACUCGUGUCAUUGGUUGCCCAAAGACUAUCGAUGGAGAUUUGAAAUGCAAGGAGGUUCCAACAAGCUUUGGAUUUGACACUGCUUGCAAGAUAUACUCAGAAAUGAUUGGUAAUGUUAUGACUGAUGCACGCUCUACUGGGAAGUACUACCACUUUGUGAGGCUUAUGGGACGUGCUGCUUCUCACAUUACUUUGGAGUGUGCUCUGCAAACACACCCUAAUGUUGCACUCAUUGGAGAAGAGGUUGCUGCAAAGAAGGAAACUCUUAAGAGUGUCACAGACUACAUUACUGAUAUCGUCUGCAAGCGUGCAGAACUUGGUUACAACUAUGGUGUUAUCCUUAUUCCAGAGGGUCUGAUUGAUUUCAUCCCAGAGGUUCAAAAACUCAUUGCAGAGCUGAAUGAGAUUUUGGCACAUGAUGUUGUUGAUGAGGCUGGGGCUUGGAAGAGCAAGCUUCAACCAGAAUCAAGACUGCUGUUUGACUUCCUUCCCAAAACCAUCCAGGAGCAACUUUUGCUUGAAAGAGAUCCUCAUGGAAAUGUUCAGGUUGCGAAAAUUGAAACGGAGAAAAUGCUUAUUGCCAUGGUUGAAACUGAAUUGGAAAAGAGAAAAGCUGAGGGGAAGUACCCUGCACAUUUCAGAGGCCAAUCUCACUUCUUUGGAUACGAAGGAAGAUGCGGCCUGCCUACUAUUUUUGAUUCUAACUAUUGCUAUGCAUUAGGUUAUGGCUCUGGGGCCCUUCUCCAAAGUGGGAAGACAGGACUUAUUACGUCGGUUGGCAACCUUGCUGCUCCUGUGGAAGAAUGGACUGUUGGAGGAACUGCAUUGACAGCGUUGAUGGAUGUUGAGAGGAGGCAUGGAAAGUUCAAGCCCGUGAUCAAGAAGGCUAUGGUGGAACUUGACGGGGCACCUUUUAAGAAGUUUGCUUCAUUGAGAGACGAAUGGUCCCUCAAGAACCAUUACAUCAGCCCUGGCCCCAUCCAGUUCAGUGGCCCUGGAAGCAACGAUGCAAACCACACCUUGAUGUUGGAACUCGGCGCCGAGGCAUAGAAGACACGAGGACACCGCGUGUACCCUUUUAAUCUUCUUUUUGUUAUUACAGUUUUGAGAAAGUUUGAGAUGGAACCUCGCAGAGGAACCUGCAGGACUCCAUGUAUUGUGGAGUGCUCAAUAAGAGGUUCCAUUGGAGUUUCUGUGGAGUAGAUGUGUACCAAUAAUAACUGAUGUUAGCUUCUGCAUGAUCCAUUGCUCCAUUUUACACAGAAGUUCACUUGUUUCUAAAUUGUAGCUCUGCGUUUUUGUGAGUUUUGUUCAACUGGGAUGCGAUGCUACAAUUGUGGACAUAAAUAAUCCAUGUUGAGAGGGUAUUGGUUUU
Molecule: messenger RNA, 2096 nt
Organism: Oryza brachyantha (malo sina)
Lineage: Eukaryota; Viridiplantae; Streptophyta; Magnoliopsida; Poales; Poaceae
Product: pyrophosphate--fructose 6-phosphate 1-phosphotransferase subunit beta
Exons: 16
Coding region: 74-1771 (565 amino acids)
Biological process (GO): response to glucose; fructose 6-phosphate metabolic process; glycolytic process
Cellular component (GO): cytosol
Molecular function (GO): 6-phosphofructokinase activity; ATP binding; diphosphate-fructose-6-phosphate 1-phosphotransferase activity
Source: RefSeq, a predicted model, not a curated record